Molecule: messenger RNA, 1092 nt
Organism: Scomber japonicus (chub mackerel)
Lineage: Eukaryota; Metazoa; Chordata; Actinopteri; Scombriformes; Scombridae
Exons: 6
Coding region: 1-1092 (363 amino acids)
Biological process (GO): response to bacterium
Source: RefSeq, a predicted model, not a curated record
AUGAGGAUCCAGUCUGUCUGUCUGCUGCUGGUGUUAUUCUCUGCCACUGUGCUGUCUCUGGAUUUGGACACCAAAGGAUCGAAGCUAGAGGACACCACACAGCCACAGCCAGAUAGGAACAGGCCAUACUCAAAGUCAGGAACAGAAGGCUGGUGCAUCUACCGGGGUAGACACAAGGAGAGGAGGUCAAAAGCAAGCAUGGUCGAAACCAGGGAAUCAGUCCCUGAAACAGUGCUGGAAGGAUGCACCGUCGAUCACAUCUUUGCAAUAAAGACUGUUGAUGUUGGACAAAAUGUGACUCUGACAUGUAGCCGCCAGAAAUCCUCGCAAUCAACCUUAUUUUGGAUCAGGCUUGUUUCUGGAACUUUUCCUGAAAUUUUAGGUGGAGCAUAUAACUUUGAUUAUGAUGUUGUUGAUCAAUAUAAUCAUCAUAUUACAGCGAAACAAGGGCCUGGAACAUUUGUUCUGCAUAUUACUGAAACGCAGUUAAGUGAUACUGCAGUCUACUACUGUAUAGAAGUGAGAAAUACCCGUAUGACAUUUUUGAGUGGAACAUUUCUCAGAGUCAAAGGACCAGAACCUGAUAUCACAGCCAUCACUCAGGACAUUCAAUCUGAUCCAGUCAGUUCUGGAGACUCUGUGACUCUCCAGUGUUCAGUGCUCUCUGAGUCUGAGAGUAAAAGGUGUCCCGAACACAAAGUGUUCUGGUUCAGAGCUGGAUCAAAUGAAUCUCAUCACAGUUUAAUUUUCGCUCAUGGAAACAGUGCUGAUGAAUGUGAAAAGAGUCCUGAGGCUCGUUCACCAAAGAAAUGCGUCUACAGCUUCUCUAAGAACGUCAGCUCCUCUGAUGCUGGGACUUAUUACUGUGCUGUGGCCACAUGUGGGGAGAUAUUAUUUGGAAAUAGAACAAAACUGGACAGUAAAGCUCCAGUUAUCAUCAGGAGUGAUUCACAGAAGGCCAACAUGAUUAUCUACCUGCUGUGUGCUGCUUUGGCCAUAAAUCUGGUUGUAACAGCCAUUCUCACAUACUGCAUCAAGAGGAAAUCUUGUGAUUGUUGUAACGCUACGUUACAGACCUCUGCAGAGAGUUAA